CCGGACGUUUAUAACAAGUUGGAAUGCGGCGCCUGGGCGCGCGCUCCCGGGCAGCUGUGGGUUCCCGUGCGGGGCGCGGGUCGUGUGCCCCGGAUCUAGCUCUGCCCCCCGAGCCAGUCCCCACUCUGCACUCGCUCCAGCUAGCGAUGGAGUCGCUGGCUUUCCCCUGGCGCCCCAGCCCUGCUCCCUCGGUCGCCGCCGCCCUGGCCGACGGGCUCAAGUCGCCCAAGCCCCUAAUGAAGAAACAGGCGGUGAAGCGGCACCACCACAAGCACAACCUGCGGCACCGCUACGAGUUCCUGGAGACCCUGGGCAAAGGCACCUACGGCAAGGUGAAGAAGGCGCGGGAGAGCUCGGGGCGCCUGGUGGCCAUCAAGUCGAUCCGGAAAGACAGAAUCAAAGAUGAGCAAGAUCUGAUGCACAUUCGACGAGAGAUUGAGAUUAUGUCCUCACUCAACCACCCGCACAUCAUUGCCAUCCAUGAAGUGUUUGAGAACAGCAGCAAGAUUGUGAUUGUCAUGGAGUACGCCAGCCGGGGCGACCUGUAUGACUACAUCAGUGAGCGGCAGCAGCUCAGCGAGCGUGAUGCCCGCCAUUUCUUCCGGCAGAUUGUCUCUGCUGUGCACUAUUGCCACCAGAAUGGGGUUGUCCACCGGGAUCUCAAACUGGAGAACAUCCUCCUAGAUGCCAAUGGAAAUAUCAAGAUUGCUGACUUUGGCCUCUCCAACCUCUACUACCAAGGCAAGUUCCUGCAGACAUUCUGCGGGAGCCCCCUCUACGCCUCACCGGAAAUAGUCAACGGGAAGCCCUACACAGGCCCAGAGGUAGACAGCUGGUCCCUGGGUGUUCUCCUGUACAUCCUGGUACAUGGCACCAUGCCCUUUGAUGGGCAAGACCAUAAGACGCUGGUGAAACAGAUCAGCAAUGGGGCCUACCGGGAGCCGCCUAAACCCUCUGACGCCUGUGGCCUGAUCCGGUGGCUGUUAAUGGUGAACCCCACCCGUCGGGCCACCCUGGAGGAUGUGGCCAGUCACUGGUGGGUCAACUGGGGUUAUGCCACCUGUGUGGGGGAACAGACGGCUCUGCAGGAGCGAGGGCAGCCUGGCAGUGACGCCAGCCCCUCCAUGGCUGACUGGCUCCGGCGGUCCUCCCGUCCCCUCCUGGAGAACGGCGCCAAAGUAUGCAGCUUCUUCAAGCAGCACACACCUGGAGGUGGGAUCGUGGCUGGCCUGGAGCGCCAGCAUUCUCUUAAGAAGUCCCGCAAAGAGAAUGACAUGGCCCAGUCCCUCCAGGGGGACCCGGCUGGCGACCCCUCCCCUCGCCCUGGCAAGGGCAGCCUCAAGCUACAAGGCAUUCUCAAAAAGAAGGUGUCUGGCUCCUCAGAGCGGGCAAGGGAGGACUCUGAACUCAGCGCGGUCCCUGAGCCCGGGCAGGCUGCCCCCCCGCUUCCCAAGAAGGGCAUCCUCAAGACGCCUCGGCAGCGGGAAUCUGGCUACUACUCCUCUCCUGAACCCAGCGAGUCCGAGCUCUUGGAUGCAGGGGACGUGUUCAUGAGUGGUCCCCGGGAGCAGCAGCCCCCCCAGGCCUUGGGGCUGCUCCGCCGCAAGGGCAUCCUCAAGCACAACGGCAAGUUCUCCCGCACAGCCCUGGAGCGCACAGCCACCACCACCUUCGGCUCCUUGAAUGAACUGGCCUCACCUUGCUGUCCAUCCCGGGCCAGCCGCCCCUCGGGGGCUCUGAGUGAGGAGAGCAUCCUGUCUUCUGAGUCCUUUGACCAGCUGGACUUGCCUGAACGGCUCCCUGAACCCCUGCUGCGGGGCUGUGUGUCUGUGGACAACCUUAUGGGGCUUGAGGAGCCCAACUCAGAGGGCCCUGGAAGCAGGGGCCUGAGGCGCUGGCGCCAGGACCCCUUGGGGGAAAGCUGCUUCCUCAUGGACUGCCAGGAGGUGACAGAGGCCUAUCGACAGGCACGGGUCUGCUCAAAGCUCAGCUGAGGGUGGGGGGGCAUUAUUCUAAGAUGCACCUGGCAACUCCCUGAGGAGAGACUGCCUUCUCCCCAGCCUCCCAGGACCAGCAUUCCAGCCCAGAAGGCUGAGAUGGUUUGCAGUUAAGCGCUGGGGAGGGCUGGAUGUGGGAAAUGGGCAAGUGAAAUGCAUUGAGGAUUCAAUGUCUUCAGCCCUGUCAAACCAAGAAGAUAGAGGGGGAAAGAGUAGAGAAGUAGAGGGGAAGGCCCAUGGCCAAGUCUGGAUUGCUGUUUCGUGCACACGUGGUCGGACCAUAGAAAUCUGGAAAAAGCACUCUUGUCAGUACCCAUCUCCUUUAUUGCAAUGAGUAAGUUCUGUGCGUGGUGCCUUCUUGCCAAGGUGGGGAUGGGAACUCCUCAGAUACUCAUCCCCAUCCUCACCAGGCACUAAAACUGAAAUAUGGAACUCCCUGAUGUGCCUGCAUCAUCCUGGAACCGUUCUAGAGUGUACCCUUUAUUUCUCCCAGCAGUAAGAGAACAUGACCUCUUUCCUCAAAGGUUCUCUCUCCUUUCCCAACCUUCAAACCUGGCCCAAGCCUCCUGGACUCGCUGCUAUGAAUCUGAAAGACUUGAAAAGCCUCAGGCUGCUAUUGGACUUCAUCUCAAGGGGCCCAGAUUCCCCUGGACCCCCCCACGUUGGACCUCAAAGACUCUGAACUUCUCUAGCCUCCAAGCUGCUCCUGCUACUCAGAAUGGAUGUGUCUAUUUCUCUGGGCUUUCAGGACCCUAAAAUGUCUUAUUUAUAUUUUCAGCUCUGUGUUUUUUAAAAAGUGAAUCUUACUGUUUUCAAUAAUGUGAAUACUAUGUUCUGGAAAGUCCACUAUGACAUCUAACUUUUGUGUAUAGAGAGAUAUUUUUGCAAUGAUUCUCUACUGAUCCUGGGGGAAGGGGGAUCUUUUAUAAAUCCACACGUUCCAUUGCACUGUCCAGUCCCUGAUUUUGUCUCCCUCAUCCACUCCCUGAUUUCCAGUCCCUGAUGGUCCCUCUUCCCUUCUCUUUGGCCAGGAAUAGCCAUUCCAUUAAAAACCAGAAUGGUGAUUGAAAAUAACCUCUGAUACUGUUUGAGGACCUGAGACACAGGUCUCUUUGAGCCUUCUCUUAACACACCUCCUGGGCUGUCACAGAUGGGAAAUAGAGAACCUGCUUAACAAAAAUAAAGCAC
Molecule: messenger RNA, 3185 nt
Organism: Rhinolophus ferrumequinum (greater horseshoe bat)
Lineage: Eukaryota; Metazoa; Chordata; Mammalia; Chiroptera; Rhinolophidae
Gene: NUAK2
Product: NUAK family kinase 2
Biological process (GO): microtubule cytoskeleton organization; intracellular signal transduction; protein phosphorylation
Cellular component (GO): cytoplasm
Molecular function (GO): ATP binding; tau-protein kinase activity; protein serine/threonine kinase activity
Source: RefSeq, a predicted model, not a curated record